AGAUCAACAUUAGUGUACACAUGUCAAAAAAAAAGUACGUAUGCUAUAUAUUGAUCUCUACUACUUGUUACUCAAGUGUCAUGUUGUAUUCACAAAAGCUUGUAUGCACACCAAUAAGUUCGAGGAUGAGUACAGAAUUAAAUGUCUAUGUCGAUCUCCGACGAACGAAAAGUGAACGCCGAACGAAGAACAGCGAUCUGAUUGAAUCAUACAUCAUGUGCACAUAAUUAUUAAAAUAAUCGGCGUGAUCACCCACAUCCUUGAGGCAAAAUUCCUUGAGUUUCAUUCUAUGAUGACCGUGAAUAGAAGGAUGCAUGUGAAGCAUCCUCUUUGGUGACCGUCUUGCCUCCCAGAACUUGCCUGGAACACAGGGUGCUUGACAGGCACGCCUGCAUACACAUCAACGAAUACGUGAUUUGGGUGUAGAUGAGUCUGUUUAACAAGGUGCCAUAACACAGUCUGACAUUUCUCUACAAUAUAAACUACUAGCGAGCAAGCGGCAAGGUUUAGUCAAUCGAUCGUUCUAAUCGUGAAUGUUUGACUUCUUGGUGGUCUUGAUGGUGAGAGAACAUGACAUUUUUGAUAUUACUUCAUGAUAUUACUUCAGUUGAAUCGCACACCUGACGAGAUGUGGACCUAUCUUGCCUUCCUAGCUGUCAUCUAUGUUAUAUAUGCAUUGAAGAAUUACAUCAGGAUUAUCAGAUUUAUUUUUACCCUCGAUGGACCGAAGACGGUGCCCAUCCUUGGUAAUGUAAAUACCGUUUUUGAGGGAAACUUGAUUCAGAGAAUGACAAACGAGGCGCAGAGUUACGGCCGCAUCUUCCGGGUAUGGCUAACGCUUCUGCCGUAUGUCACGCUCAUGGAGCCGGAAGAUAUCCAAGUUGUGCUCAGCAGUAUGAAGCACACGCAGAAGAUAUACUUGUACAAAUUGCUCGACAAUUUUCUGGGCAAGGGUCUGAUCACGCGGGAAGUUGACAAAUGGAGGAUACAUCGGAAAAUCUUGCAGCCGGCCUUCCAUCUUCAUGUACUCGAAAGAUUUGUCGACACAUUCGGCGAGUAUGCAGAUCGUCUAGUCGGUAAACUACUUGAGAAGGACGGAGAUGAUAUAAAUGUCACCGUAUUCGUUAACAACUCAGUCUACGAUAUACUGAUCGAGACGAUUUUGGGCAUGCCAGCAAGUCAAAGGUACAGCAACGGCGAAGAUGACACGCCUUUUAGAAAGGGCCAAGUUAUGGUACCAUAUAGAUUUGCGCGGCCGUGGCUGCUAAUUGAUUGGAUCUACCGAUUGACGGCGGCUGGAAAAUCGGAAGAACGACAGCAGAAAGAUCUCUUCGAUUUUUGCUUUAAGAAAAUGAAGGAAAAGCGCGAGUUUUUACGCAAGAACGGUUCUUUCGUCGCUGACAACGAGACGUCCAGAAAGAUGUCCUUGCUGGAGUACAUGGUCGAAAUCAACGAGAAGAAUCCCUGCUUCACCGAGCGGGACAUCAUCGAGGAGUGUUGUACUUUUAUGCUUGCCGGCCAGGACUCCGUUGGCACUGGCACUGCGAUGACACUUUUCCUGCUGGCGAAUAAUCCUAAGUGGCAAGAGAGAUGCGUCGAGGAGUUGAAUGAGAUUUUUAGUGAUGACAAUAGAUCACCUACCAUGCAGGAUCUCAAGGAGAUGAAGUGCUUGGAUAUGUGCAUCAAGGAAUCCUUGAGGCUGUAUCCUAGUGUGCCACUUUUUGCCAGGACGCUCGGGCAAGAUGUAAGAAUAGGAAAGCACGUGAUACCAGCCGGUUGCGGCGUAUUUAUAUUGCCAUAUUGUACGCACCGCUUGCCUCAUCAUUUUCCUGAUCCUCAUGAUUUUAAACCAGAACGUUUUAGUCCUGAAAAUUCUGAAGGAAGACAUCCUUAUGCUUUUAUACCCUUCAGUGCUGGACCUCGCAAUUGCAUCGGGUACAAAUUUGCUAUGCUUGAGAUGAAAUCGAUUAUUAGUACUGUUCUGAGAAAGUGUCGUUUAGAACCGGUACUCGGCAAGGAAAAAGUGUUAGCUAGGUUUCGAAUGACAGUUAGAGCACACGGUGGACUUUGGGUCAAAAUAAGAGCGCGUGAUAAGCGAUAUGAAUCCUAGCGACUAAUUAACAAAUGGUUUACGACAAUAAUGGUUAUAAUGGUAUUUUAAAGAUUUUCAAUAAUUUAAUAGAAGUAGAAAGAUAUAUAACUGCGCUCUUUGUAUUCAACGAUGGUGACAAAAACAAAAAUAAAAUUGGACAUUAUAAAUUAUUAGAGUCGAUGUAGUUUAAUAAAUAAUUGAAUCAUCAAU
Linepithema humile (Argentine ant) is the source of this 2302-nucleotide messenger RNA. It is a transcript of the gene Cyp4aa1, whose product is annotated as Probable cytochrome P450 4aa1. NCBI's taxonomy places the organism in Eukaryota, Metazoa, Arthropoda, Insecta, Hymenoptera, Formicidae. Gene Ontology annotation, molecular function: heme binding; iron ion binding; oxidoreductase activity, acting on paired donors, with incorporation or reduction of molecular oxygen. The record is from RefSeq and is a predicted model, not a curated record.